Striga asiatica is the source of this 717-nucleotide messenger RNA. NCBI's taxonomy places the organism in Eukaryota, Viridiplantae, Streptophyta, Magnoliopsida, Lamiales, Orobanchaceae. The record is from the annotation of a GenBank genome assembly.
AUGGCGACCAAUGUCGAAAAGUGGGCUCCCGGCGACCCCGUGCCUUACAACUACGGCAAAGACCUUACACGCCAUGACUUCCCGGAAGGCUUUCUCUUUGGUGGGGCUACUUCUUCUUAUCAGGUGGAAGGAGCUUAUGAUAAGGAUCGCAGGGGAAUUUGUAACUGGGAUGAUUGGAGCCUUAUGCGGCCUGGUAAAGUAGCCGAUGGCGGCAACGGAACUCUUGCUAUCGAUCACUACAAUCGCGUCAAGGCUGGUUCAGAGUGGUUGUACAUUGUCCCUAUUGGAAUAUACGAUCUUUUGACUUAUGCAAAACGAAAAUAUAACGAUCCCGCCAUUUACAUCACUGAGAACGGGGCCAGUGAAAAGAACGUAAAGAAUCUGCCAGUUCACCUCCUUUUGAAUGACGACUACAGAAUUAAGUACCAUCAGCAACAUCUUGCAUAUAUAAAGCUUGCUAUAGACACAGCGAAGGUCAACGUGAAGGGAUAUGUGGUGUGGUCCAUAUUGGACAACUACGAAUGGGCCGCGGGCUACACAGUACGAUUUGGAAUGUACUUUGUGGACUACUUAAAUGGGCUUAAUAGGUAUCCCAAGAAGUCCGCCAUUUGGUACAUGAACUUCCUCAACAAAAAGAAGCUUCCGGGACCUAAAGAUAGGGAGGUCGAGGAAAUCAGUGAAAAUGAGACGCAAGGAAAAAAGAAGCGCAAGUAUUAG